GCCGUUUCAGUUCAACUUCAUCGCGUCGUCGUCCUGUCGCUCACUCUUUUGCAGAAGCAAAGAAACAAUUAAAGUGCAACCGCAAGGCGGAAGGAAGUGCAUACCACAAGUGAUUCCCCUGCUCCAUUGCCGAGUUGCAUGUUGGAUUGUGCCACAAACUUUUAGCCAAGUUCCCCCCAUGCCCCCAUGCCCUUGUGUGUAAAAUGAAAGCAGACAACUUCUUCAAGUACGGCGCCCCUUUGUACCAACCGAAAAAUACCAACCGGAGCCACUCGCACUCGCAGAACCAACCGCAAGCCCACACCGGCAACAUCGGCCAUCUGACAUCGUCGCCGCUUCUGACGAGCGACGACCUGCGUCAUCUCACCCAGCAGCGGUCCACCGGAUACUCGGACAGGGAGAGCAUCGCGAGCGUCAGCAGUGCGGGUGGCCGGAUUAAGAGGCGAUCGAGAAAUUUCCCGAUGAAGUCUUCGAAGGGAGGCAUCACCAAGAAGUGCAAGACUAUGGAUUACACCAACUACGCCUAUAAUGAGGCAGUGGGUCGCCUCAAGGUAAUGCUGGCCGACAACUCGUACGUGGCACCCAAACUGGGAGGAGGAGUGUCUUCCUAUUUGCGCAACCUUAACGAGGAUUCCGGGGACAACUUCUCUGACAACCUAUCGGUAAUUGAGCGACCCGUCUUCUCGGACAUUUCCAAGUACUUGUCGCCCAGCCAGAAGUCGCGGAUCAGCUCCUAUCGCCCCAAGAAGAGCUAUGCCUCGGGAUAUCUCUCGGCUUCCAAGGAGAAUCUAGCUUCCACUCCUUCGCUUUACCCGAGCGCCUCAGUUCCGUCUGCUCCUCUUCCCUCGGACAGUGUCCCGGCUCCUGUGGAGAUUUUCAGCUUUAUCGAAAAGCAAGAGGACUACAUCGAACAGCUGGAAAAGGAAUCCAAGUACUGUCGCAACGAGCUGACCAAUCUGUUGGGUAAAGUCAAGGAUGUGAUCAAUGAAAAUGAGCAGUUGACUGAGAACGCUCGCUCUGAGUUGGUGGGUCUCGGUUCGGGAAAUUCGAAGCAUCCAAUUGUCACUACUAGUCCUUCCUCGGACAGUGACGAGCACUUGAUGUUCGCCAGUGGACGUAAGACCCCGUCGACCCCAAGGAAAGGUGCCUCCAAGGGACAGGUGCAAAGUCCUCGUUAUGCAAGUGCACCCAAUAUCGUUUACGAGGCCAGAAUCAGCGAGCUGGAAGCCGAACUAAUGCAGGCCAGCAUCGAUCUGAGGCGUCUGCGUACCGAGAACGAGGAGCUAAAGCGGAAACUGAGUCAUACGGAUCCCCUAACCACUGUGGCCACCUUGUCCGGGGGGUCCAACUGUGAAUUGCAUCGCAAGCAGCUGGAGAGCCUGCAGCAGGAUAAGCAAACUCUGGAGGAAAGUGUUCGACACUUGCAGAGGCUUCUGGACGAGGCAAAGGCUCAGGGCCAGGGUAGCGCCUCGUCCAAGCGAUAUAUCAACGACUUGAUGCAGAUGGAGCGCUCCCAGGCCGAGCUGGAGGUACGCCACCUCCGGGAUGAACUGGAUCGCCAGCACGAGCGGGUCAGGGAGCUGCAGCACGAGAUGGCUAGGCGGUUGGCCGAGGAGCGGGCCAGUGCCGAAAGGCGCUACAACAGCCAGGUGGAUCAACUGGGCGGAGAUCUGAGUUGCCAAUGGGAGCAGGUGUCCAAGCUCCAGUUGGAUCUGGAGCGUCAAAAACGCUACGAAACAGAUCUCAAGCGGGAUGUGGCCAGUCGCAAUUCGCAGAUCGAAGAGCUGAAAAUGGAACUAAGAGCCAAUAGGACCACCUUCCUGGCGGACAUGGCGCAGGUGAAUGCAGAGAAGCAAUCUCUGGAGCAGGACAUCACCUCGCUGCGCCUUCAGUUGGAUCGGGCUGCCAGGGAGGCCAAAACGGAGGCAGCUCGUCUUAAUGCAGAAAUAAAUUCGCUGAGGCAGCGCCUUGAUCGCGGGGAUGCUGAUCUCCUGCACUCCAAACGAGAAGUACUGCGGCUCAAUGAUGAGAUAGCCAAUCUUGAAAAGGAGCUUGCUUAUGGGGAGUUAAAGAACGAGAUACGACCUACCAAAAAGGAUCUGGACAAAAGGAUCUCUGAAUUGCAGGAUAAGCAUGCGGGAACGGUAAAUGAGCUUGAGGAAAUGAUAACAUCUCAGAAGCAACUCAUGGAUAAACUGACCAACGAGUGUAAAACCUUAACGGGCAAAUUAGAGGACACGACCUACAAGCACAAAACCAAUUUGCGAUCUUGUGAUGCCAACAACAACAAGCGAGCCCUUGACCCCAACAACAAUAUCAGCUCCUACAGCAUCAAAAGAAAGCGCAAACGAGUUCACUUUGCCGCCUAAUCUGGAACUGACCGAUUAUCCAGGAGAUGCGGCUGUUGAUGUCGCUGCUGCCACAACUGCGGAUGCUGUUGCCGGCGAUGGCGAUGAGAUCCUGCAGAAUAUAAUCAGAAGCAAUGAGCGGCUGGCCAAGGAGUUGGCAAAGAUGCCGCCGCUUCCCAAGAUCUCCAGCUACAAGAAGUCCAGAGCCAGAGCAGAGGCACCAACGCCAAUAGCAGCAGCAUCUGCAACAGCAGCGACACCAGCGUCAUCCAAAAUCAAAUGCUUUUGCCCCAGUUUCAUGCGGCACAGACACGAGCAUGAGCACAUCCAUACGUUGCGCAGACGCAGCAGCGGCAGCAACAACAGCAGCGAGACGAAUGUUGCAUGUUGCCGCAACAACAGCAGGGCAACAGCAGCAACAGCAACAUCAUCAGCAUCGCCAACAGCAGCAACAUCGUUCAGCAAAGCUCGUACACAAACCACGCACAGCAAGAGCAUGAAAUGUCACGGCCAUGAGUCCACCGUAGACACGCACCACCAGCACGAGCACCACCGCACCACAAGCAGCAGCAGCACCACCAUCGCCGAGCCGCAUCAUCAUCCUGGCUGCUGCCAUCCAUGCAAAACGGAUCCGUUGCCUUGGCUGCAACAGCAUUUAGUUUUGAACCAGAUCCUCAGUAGUAGUAGUGCCACCGCCUGCCAGCCCACGUGUCACGUGCAACACUUGACGGUGGAUGCUGAUAGUAUGGCAGCCACAUCGGCAGAUGCCACAUCCUCCACUGCCUGCAGAGGUCCUGGCAGCAAUGCUCUUAGCGCCAGCAUCAAGCCAAAGUUGUACUUUGAGCAGCUGCUGCGUCGUGACGGUUGCCACAAGAAGCCGCGUCCGCCCGUCAAAGUGGACGUCAAUGUGCGCCUGGUGCCCAAACAGCCCAUGCCGAAGGUCACUCGGUCCCUGAACGAGACGUUCGUCAAGGAGGUGGACGAGGUGGCACAGGCGAUGAACGAAACCUUUGUCAAGGAGACGUCGCCGGAGCUGGCUCGGAUCGAUGAGCAGCUGGCAGAGCUGGAGAGCAAUCGAGAGCGCGAGGAUCACGAGGAUCACGAGGAGGUGGACGAGGAGACGGAGGAGCAGGAGCAGGCCACCAAGCUUUGAUAACGUUAUUCUAAGCCACAAGAAUAGUAUUAAGUUUUAGAGAGGAAAUAUCUGCUUUACAAUCGAAUCUAGAGUAUCUGUCCAAUCGAAUGUUGAGUAAUGAGGAGCAUAUGAGUAAAUUAGAUAGCUCACCACACGAUUAUACUAGCUUAGUACCCGGAAAAGCCGCUUACGACUACCAGGCAGCGACAUAUGGCACCCCAAUCGAACCCAUACAAAGCACCCCACAACCACACAACAGCGCCAGCGACAGUGAUUACACGUCCGGAGGGAUUGGCUUGGGCGAUGGAGCAACUGCAUCCGCAACAGCAGCGGCAGCCACAGCAGCCAGCAUUGCUGCAGGAGCAGCUGCAGCAGCAGGAUCAGCAGGAUCAGGAUCGACAGCCCCUGGACGAAAGAGCAGCAUCGCCGACUAUGGACUCCAGGAUAACGAUGACGAGAAUCUCAAGGACAACCUUGGCCUGGGCGAGAAGCAGCAGCAACAACAGCAACAGCAGGACGUGGACAGGCAAAGGGAGCGAGAGGAACGCGACCGGGAGCUCCAGCAACUCCGCGAGCAGCGCGAAAAACGGGAAAGGGAACGCGAGCGGGAGCGGGAACGGGAGCAGGCCGAGCAGCAGCAACAGGCGGAGCAGCAGCAGCUACAGUCGCAACCUGUGGCAGAGAGCAGCAUUACCAAUGCCGGCAGCGCCAAUCUGGCCGCCUAUAACACCGACUACAGUGCCUACGAUCAGCAGCAGUACGACGCCAGUGCCUAUGAUCCCAAUGCCUAUGGCCAGCAGCAGUACGAGGGGCAGCAGUAUGACUACGGCGAUGCGGGAGCCGGAUACGACUAUGGAGCAGCUGACUAUGGACAGUCUGGAUACCAGUAUGACGCCACGCCAGGAGGCACCGCAGCCGGCCAGUCACAGCCGCAGUCCCAGUACCAGCAACAGGAGCGACCGGAGCAGCAGCAACACCUGCAGUUUCAACAGCAGGAGCAGCCGGAACAGGAGUAUCCGGAACGGGCCGACCACAAUCGCGCCCGGGCAGUGGAGCUGUGGGGUCAGCAGCUGCGGCUGGAGCAGUCGCCGGCGGAAAAUCCGCUGUGCCACAACAGCCUGCCGCGUCAGCCGCCGGCAAAAAGUAGCUGGAGUCCCGACUGCGAGGAUCGCCUGACGCUGGAGUGCUCCAUCAGUAGUCCCAGCCUGAUGCGCUCGUCCAACGAUGAAACCUGCUCGGAAUUGGCCGAUCUCAGCGAGACCUUUGUGGUCCUGGCUGAAAAUGGUUCGGGGGAGGAGAGCUUGUCCCCGGCCCAGACCACCAUCAUCACAGCCAGAAGGUCGAGUGCACCGGCCGUGGUCCAGCAGGCGGACAUUGCCAACGAGACCGUCACCAUCGAGCGCCAUCUAGAUGCCCAUGAAUAGGGGUCAGCACCGAGUUCUCCAGCAACAGUUUCUUCAAUCAACGUACUUCUACUCAUGUGUUCCAUAAUUAAACGAAGAAGGGAAAUUCAUGUUUUAUAACUAAUAAAUCCAUUUU
Drosophila melanogaster (fruit fly) is the source of this 5022-nucleotide messenger RNA. RefSeq lists its product as uncharacterized. NCBI's taxonomy places the organism in Eukaryota, Metazoa, Arthropoda, Insecta, Diptera, Drosophilidae. Gene Ontology annotation, cellular component: centrosome. Gene Ontology annotation, biological process: centrosome cycle. The transcript is spliced from 9 exons. Bases 204 to 2369 code for a protein of 721 amino acids. The record is from RefSeq and is marked reviewed.